CAGGUCCUGGAGCCCCGGGCGGGCUCUCCCCAGAGUCGGGCAGACGGCGGCAGCGGCGGCAGCGGGAGCGGCGGUGUCUCCACACCUUCCCUCCUUCCCCUCCCUUCCCUACCGGGCCUGGCCUCCCAGCCCGACGAGUGAGAGCGAGCCAGGUGAGCGGGAGCCAGAUAUGGCCCUAACAGUGGAUGUGGUGGGGCCAGGGCCCUGGGGCUUCCGGAUCACUGGGGGCAGGGAUUUCCACACGCCUAUCAUGGUGACCAAGGUAACUGAGAGGAGCAAGGCUGAGGCUGCUGACCUCCGGCCUGGAGACAUUAUUGUGGCCAUCAACGGGGAGAGUGCUGAGGGUAUGCUUCAUGCUGAGGCCCAGAGCAAGAUCCGCCAGAGCCCCUCACCCCUGAGGCUGCAGCUAGACCGGUCUCGGGCUGCUUCCCCCCAGCAGACCAAUGGGGAAAGCUCUGUGGAAGGGCUGGCGACUCGCUUCCAGGGCUCCGUGAGGACGCACACUGACAGCCAGUCCUCCCUGAGGUCUUCCUGCUCCAGCCCAGUCUUUUCCAGCCCCCAGCCCGGCAGCCCGUUCUCUGCCUUGCCCCCCACCAGCCCGCAGGCCCUCCCUGGAGAGACUGUUGUCAGCCGCAGUUUCCAGAGCCUGGCACAUUCCCCGGGAUUGGCUGCUGCUGCUGACCGCUUUUCCUACGGGGGCCGCCCCAGAAGUCGACCGGCCAGCCUCACCCGCGCCACGGCUGGUGACUCGGCUGUGCUGGUGCUGCCGCCUUCCCCGGGUCCCCACUCCUCCAGUCCCAGACUCAGUGUGGACUCAGAGGGGGGAAGCCGCCUUCUGGAGGAGGAUUCAGAAGUCUACAAGAUGCUGCAGGAAAAUCGUGAGGGGCGGGUGGCCCCCCGACAGUCCAGCUCCUUUCGGCUCUUGCAGGAGGCUCUGGAGGCUGAAGAGAGAGGUGGCACACCUGCCUUCCUGCCCAGCUCGCUGAGCCCCCAGUCCUCCCUGCCCACCUCCAGGGCCCUGGCCACCCUGCCCAAGCUCCACACGUGUGAGAAGUGCAGCACCAGCAUUGUGAACCAGGCUGUGCGCAUCCAGGAGGGGCGGUACCGCCACCCAGGCUGCUACACCUGUGCGGACUGUGGGCUGAACCUGAAGAUGCGUGGGCACUUUUGGGUCGGAGACGAGCUGUACUGCGAGAAGCAUGCCCGUCAGCGCUACUCCUCGCCCCCCGCCCUCAGCUCCCACGCCUGAGUACCCGGCUAGGUUCUCAACCUGCCCUAGACCACGUAGGCACCUGUGCACCAGGACCAUGCCAAUAGCAAGUUGGCAUGGAAGGGUGGUGGUUGGUGGUGGGGCCCCUGCCUCCAGGCUGGGUGAGGCUAGAGCCUGGGACCUGUGAUGGGCUGUGGAUGAGGACAGCUUCACCAUCCCAGGCCUCUGCUAGAUACUCACUUUCUCCUGUAGAACAGGCUGUGCACCAAAGUGUGAGGUGGGCACUGCAUUGGAUAUCUUUGUGCAACAGGGAUUAAGCAGGUUGGGAUAUAGAGAUAAAUAUGUAGAAAGAGAGG
Messenger RNA from Panthera uncia (snow leopard), 1566 nucleotides. RefSeq names its product PDZ and LIM domain 2 (gene PDLIM2). Gene Ontology annotation, biological process: heart development; muscle structure development; actin cytoskeleton organization. NCBI's taxonomy places the organism in Eukaryota, Metazoa, Chordata, Mammalia, Carnivora, Felidae. The coding region runs from base 170 to 1249 and encodes 359 amino acids. Gene Ontology annotation, cellular component: Z disc; filamentous actin; stress fiber. The record is from RefSeq and is a predicted model, not a curated record. The transcript has 10 exons. Gene Ontology annotation, molecular function: muscle alpha-actinin binding; actin binding.